This is a messenger RNA of Cladocopium goreaui, 1317 nucleotides long. Lineage: Eukaryota; Dinophyceae; Suessiales; Symbiodiniaceae. The record is from the annotation of a GenBank genome assembly.
AUGGUGCCCCUGUCUAAACAGGUCAUGAAAGAUGACUUGCGCUGCAGUUUCAACGCCCGUUCCACCGGAAAGCUGUUGGAAUCGGCUGCCUUGGCCAAGCGUCCAGAUUUGGCAGAGAAGUGGUUGACGGCCUUUUGGCCACCAGGUAACCGCUCCUCCUUUGCCUGGGAGCUAUCCUUGGGGCUUCCAGUGGAUGACGCGGCUGUCAGUAUUCUUGCGCUGAGCUUCUGUCGUUCCAACCUGCUGGAUCCCUGGCGCAGCCUAUGUUGGCUACUGCGUUGGCACAGCGACAUGGCCCUGGAGCAGCGCAGGCAUUGCCAAGCUGCCGUGCUGGCUGCCUGGGCACAGGUGGAUGACACGCCAUUGAUUCUGUCACUUCUGGAGGACCUGUCAAAGAAGGGCGAUGUUCCAGCAGAUGCGAUGAUGGACGUGGUGAGCUACAACUCUCUGGCAGAUGGCUGUGCCAAGAAAGGUGACCUCCCAGGGGUCCACAGAUGGAUUUCCAAGAUCGAGGCAUGUGGGAUGUCUCCAAACGUGGUGUCCUUCAACAUUGUCAUUGGCGCAUAUGCACAGCAGGGUCGCUUGCUAGAGGCCUCGCGAUGGCUGGGGAGAAUGCUUGAGUAUGGUGUUUGCCCAAACGUCCUCGUUUAUACCACCAUGAUCAGCGCCUGUGCCCGGCGCGGCGAGACCGCUGAAGCCGAAGAGUGGCUCUGGGAGAUGCACCGAUUGGCCUUAGAGCCGGUGGAAGCAACAUACAAUGCCUUGUUGAACGGCUACGCCAAGAGCCAGAACUCCCAGCGGGCUGCCCAGUGGCUGGAAUGCAUGGAAGCCAACGACAUCAAGCCCAGCAACGUCUCUUACACCACCAUCAUCGAUGGCUUUGCACGUGAAGGUGAUGUGGAUCAAGCAGUGCUUUGGUUCGAGCGCCUUUUAUCAGCGGAUCUCCAGGCCGAUCUCAUCGCUGGCAACGCCGUGCUCUCGGCCUAUGCUAGCCGUGGAGACGCGGCAAAGGCGAUGCAGUGGCUGCACAACAUGGAGCAGCGGAAUAUCCAGCCGGAUGUGGUGUCCUACAAUACCGUGAUAAAGGGCCAUGCGCGAAACCAUGAUCCAGCUGCAGCCUUGGAAUGGUUGGAGACUAUGCAGCGACAGAAGUUUGAGCCGAAUCUCAUUUCGUACAACACUGUGGUCGCUGCAUAUGCACAAGCAGGGGAUCCCGACAGCGUGGCGGAAGUCUUGGAACGAGCCUUGCUCGGUGCUUCGGUGGGUAGCUUCCUUAAGCGGAGAGCCAAGGAGCUGCCAAGGCUUCCAAGGAGCUAG